Molecule: messenger RNA, 2019 nt
Organism: Photinus pyralis (common eastern firefly)
Lineage: Eukaryota; Metazoa; Arthropoda; Insecta; Coleoptera; Lampyridae
Product: zinc finger protein 77-like
Exons: 1
Coding region: 69-1985 (638 amino acids)
Source: RefSeq, a predicted model, not a curated record
GUGUAUUUUCUAACCUCAAUAUUUCAUAUUUGUAAAGGUUAAUUUCAAACUUCUUUUAAAUAUUUCAAAUGGAUAAUUACGAUAAUUACAUGAGGCCUCCUUGUGCCCAACAGUCUCAAAAUAAUGUACAAUACACGUCCUUUUCGAUGUCUCAAACGAACAACGUUAAUACCUACAAUAUGCAUUACGAGUACAACUAUUCCACCCAUAUCACCCGAAACCCAACGUAUUCGUUUUCAAACUGCUCCGCAGACCAACUCGAUUCGACGACUUGGAUACCGGAUCCUCGAGCCGUCGCCGACAUUGAAAGAGGCCUGCAUUUCUCAGAUAAAAUGGAAACGAUCGAAAUCACAAGCAAGGAUCUAAGUCCCGUUAGCUGCUGUAGUAAUAUUGAUUCGCUCAUACCUGACUUUUACAAGAAGCCCAACGACACACAAACCCAGUGGUCUUCAAACACUCAAAAAUUCGACUAUCCGUCCUGCUCGCAGAUUUUGGAUCAUGGGGGCAACUUUAUGGCUUUAGACGAACGCACGAAAUAUCCUCACAACUACCCAUUUAUUGAUGGAGAAGCUGACUACGGUUACGGAAACGAUUUAUUUAAUUUGGAUAUCAACCAAGAAGCCUUCUAUGGUGGGGCAUUUCUCGAUUUAAACAACCUAAAUCAACAGCAAGCCGAGGGAUCCAACGACGAAAGUGAUAUAAUUGUUGAAGAAUCUGAUGACGAAGUUACUGACUGUAGUGAAGAUAAUGAAAAAACGUACGGGUACUCGACCCAUUGCAUCAUAUGCAAUGCCUUGUAUACGCCUGUUGGGAGUCAAUUUUACAUUUUAAAUACAGAGACACCUCUAACGAUGUCGUCUCAACAGCCAGUGAUUAAUAAACUCCUACAGUUCGUUGGAAUGCUGUACUACAAACGAAACUAUCUGUGCUGUCACUGCCUGAAUCUAAUCAACACAAUUGAUAAUCUUCAACUAAAACUGGAGGCGAGUAAGUUGGAGUUGUGCAGUAAGUACGAGAAGACGUGUAAGGAUCACAAUCUGACCGCGACCAGUUCAGAAUCGCCGAAGACUGAGGAUUACAAGAAGAGGAAGAAAUUUAAGCACUUCUGCGGGUUGCACAGUUUCAAAUGUAAAUUCUGCAAGAAAAUAUUUUCGUUCAAAAAGCUCUACGCAUCGCACAUGUCGAGUCACAAACUCAGAAACCGCUUUCUAUGCGAAUCAUGCGGCUGCAGAUUCACUAGGUAUCUCAGCUUUAAGCUUCACUUACGGCUGCACGUGAAACCCAAGCCCAAAACUAUAUCCGCCUUCGACUGUAAAACGUGCAAAAAGCUCUUUCGUACCAAAACCAACUUGAAGGAGCACGAGAACUACUGCUCGGGUAACUUACCGUACGCCUGCUCACACGGGAAUUGCGACAAGAAAUUUGCAUCGAGCACCAAGCUCAAAAAUCACGUCAAACUCAAGCACGAGAAAAAGUUCGUCGCGAUCUGCUCCAUUUGCAACAUUGGCUUUGUCAAGAUUUCCGAUUAUAAAUCGCAUAAAAACACUCACACCACCGAGAAGAAAUAUCAGUGCACCAAGUGCGAGAAAAGCUACAAAACCGUCAGUAACUUAAAUUACCACAUGAAAUUUCACAACGAUAAACUGCCAUUCAUCUGCACCAUUUGCAAUAAGGGCUUCAUGCGAAAGGAGUAUUUGGAAUCGCACGUUAACAAUCACAACGGCGUCAAAAACUUCGCCUGUCAGUAUUGCGAUAAGAAGUUUGUGUCUCAGAAGAAUUUGGAUGCGCAUUUGAAGUAUCACGAGGGGGGUGUUAAGAAGAAAGCUUGCGAUAUUUGUAAUAAGGUCAUUACGACGGGGUAUGAGGAACAUUUGCGUACGCAUAAUAAUUUGAAGGAGUUCGAAUGUAACUUAUGUUUAAUGAAGUUUAAUACGAAAGGAACGUUGGCUAAGCAUAGAAAACGUAAACAUGCAAAUGAAGUGUAGCUAAUUUUAUGUAGAUACAAUGAAUAAAUGCUUA